Oxyura jamaicensis (ruddy duck) is the source of this 7926-nucleotide messenger RNA. RefSeq names its product G protein subunit alpha 12 (gene GNA12). Gene Ontology annotation, molecular function: G-protein beta/gamma-subunit complex binding; GTPase activity; guanyl nucleotide binding. The record is from RefSeq and is a predicted model, not a curated record. Gene Ontology annotation, cellular component: heterotrimeric G-protein complex; brush border membrane. Bases 273 to 1430 code for a protein of 385 amino acids. Lineage: Eukaryota; Metazoa; Chordata; Aves; Anseriformes; Anatidae. Gene Ontology annotation, biological process: adenylate cyclase-modulating G protein-coupled receptor signaling pathway; Rho protein signal transduction. The transcript has 4 exons.
GCCGCGGGGCUGAGGCCGGGCCGCGGCGCUCGGGGGGCGGCUGCCCGGGCCCCUGGGUGCCCCCACGGCUCGGAGCGGGCCGGCGGAGCCCCCUCCCCGGGCCUGCGGGCCGCGCCCCGCCGCCACCGCCCCCCUUCCUCCUCCUCCUCCUCCUCCUCGUCGUCGUCGUCGUCGUCUCGGCGGCCUCCGCCCGAUGCUGGCCGCGCAACCGGGGCUCGGCGCGGCGCCGUGAGGCGGCUCCCUCCCCUCCUUCGGCCCCCGCCGCCGCCGCCAUGUCCGGCGUGGUGCGCACCCUCAGCCGCUGCCUGCUGCCCGCCGAGGCCCCGGGCCGAGGCCCGGAGCAGGCGCGGAGGGAGGGCAAGGAGCGGAGCCGCGAUGCGGAGCGGGAGGCGAGGCGGCGGAGCCGGGAGAUCGACGCGAUGCUGGCCCGCGAGAGGCGGGCGGUGAGGCGCCUCGUCAAGAUCCUGCUGCUGGGAGCCGGCGAGAGCGGCAAGUCCACCUUCCUCAAGCAGAUGCGGAUCAUCCACGGCCGCGAGUUCGACCAGAAGGCGCUGCUCGAGUUCCGGGCCACCAUCUACGAGAACAUCCUCAAGGGCUGCAGGGUUCUGGUUGAUGCACGGGACAAACUGGGGAUCCCUUGGCAGUACACGGAGAAUGAGAAGCAUGGGAUGUUUUUGAUGGCUUUUGAAAACAAAGCUGGAAUGCCCAUAGAGCCUGCCACGUUCCAGCUCUAUGUACCUGCACUCGGCGCCCUGUGGAGGGAUUCGGGAAUCAAGGAAGCCUUCAGCCGUCGGAGCGAGUACCAGCUGGGUGAAUCAGUGAAAUACUUCCUGGAUAACCUGGAUCGGAUCGGUCAGCUGAAUUAUUUCCCCAGCAAACAAGAUAUUUUGCUGGCUAGAAAAGCCACCAAGGGGAUAGUAGAGCAUGAUUUCAUCAUUAAAAAAAUACCUUUCAAGAUGGUGGAUGUAGGUGGACAGAGAUCUCAGCGUCAAAAGUGGUUCCAGUGCUUUGAUGGAAUAACUUCAAUUUUGUUUAUGGUCUCCUCCAGUGAAUAUGAUCAGGUUCUCAUGGAAGACAGGCGCACAAAUAGACUUGUGGAGUCCAUGAAUAUCUUUGAGACAAUAGUCAAUAACAAGCUUUUCUUUAACGUUUCUAUUAUCCUAUUCCUCAACAAGAUGGAUCUUCUUGUAGAGAAGGUAAAGACUGUCAGCAUUAAGAAGUAUUUCUCGGACUUCAAGGGGGACCCUCACAGGCUAGAAGAUGUUCAACGUUAUCUGGUGCAGUGCUUUGACAGAAAGAGGAGAAACCGUAGUAAGCCGCUCUUCCAUCACUUCACCACUGCCAUAGACACUGAAAACAUCCGCUUUGUGUUUCAUGCUGUGAAGGACACGAUCCUUCAAGAGAAUCUGAAGGAUAUUAUGUUGCAGUGAAGGAGAGCAGUCCAUGUCUUGUUAAAAUUUGCUGGAGGGUUAGAUCAAAGUUUUUAUCCUUUCUUUAUGGCCCUUGCAUGUGGUGUAGGACCCAUGCUACUUACUUGGCUCAGGAAUGCUGUAAACUAGCCAGUCCAAACAGAGGAGCUAUAGGCCGGAGGAAUCAAAUGUUGAUGUUAGCUACUGAAUCAUUUGGACUAGAAACACUACUGAAACAUGGCCGUUGUAGGUUCUGUACCUAGUUUGGAAUGCUGAAUAACACAACCACCUUCUGCCUUCCUAGAAAAAAUCUCUGACAAACCAUGUAUGGAAGACACUAUGUUUUAAAUUAAUAUGCUUAUUUUUCAGAGACACCAGUCAUACAAACUGCUUUUUUUGUAGUUUGGAGGUGCUGAAUUGAUCAAACUAACCUAAAUAUAAUGAGAUUGGUAGCUGUCUUGGAGAAUGUUAAUGGAAUUUGCAUUCUUAACCCUAGGAGUAUAACCAGAUCUUGUAUGCAUAUUCAGUUUUGCCAAGGGUCUGGAAUCCACUAAUUAAGGUGGAUGCACAGCUCUUGUCUGAAGGUUUUGCAUGAGUAUCCUGAAGCAAAAGUCUGAAACUGUAUAAGGAAACCCAUGUUGGAGUAAAUUGGAUGGGAAGUUAAGGCCUCGCUGGAGAAGGGUUUAUUUUGCACUAUGUGUAAAGGGUAUUACAUCAUGGGGAAGCUGAUUUCCUUGGUGAAGCAGCCUGUCCUAGAGCACCUGACCCUGUCUCUGAACAAUGGGUGCUCGAGUGAGAUGUACUGGGUGGAAAUUCAGCACUGUUCUCACACCUGCAGUUUGGCAGUACUUGUGAGGGUUCGGUAUCUCACAUGGCAGAGCUUUAUCUAUAUUCGGAAGUUUGGAACCGAUUAAACUCUUACGCAAAGGCUUUGGUAGUACAGCAGCUGCUUGAUUAGUUCCCAACAGCUGACUGUAUAGGAAGUCCAAACACCCUGGAGAUCCCAGUUUUACAGCUGCACUGAUGGAUUUGGGCAGCAAAACCUUGCUGUAAAAUUAGCCUCUAAUCUGUGUCUUAAUGGGAUCUCUAGCCUAUAGUAAUGCACGUGUAGUUCUGAAUACAGUCAAGGUUGGAGUUGCCCCUUUUGGGCAGCAGUUUGUCCAUAAAAUUGCAAGAGGCUAUGAAUAGUGUUGAUAUGAACUGUUAAUUUCCUAGCUCUCUCAGUCUGUGUAACUAACUAUCAGGUGCCUUUUUUGUGUACAGACAUAUCAGGUCUUUUCUAUUACAUGGGGUACAUGGACAAACUUACAACCUGCCUUUUAUCUCAGCAUUGUAGUGCUAUUCUUUAGAUAAUUCUCAAACAUAGCUUACUGUUUAAUUUUUGUCAUGGUUUUUAUCCAAGAAUAAAACCUGAAGGGCUGUUUGUACCCAUACAAAGGCAGCAGAUUCUCUGGAGUUCUUAAUCCCCACUGAGACUGCAAUGGCAUGUCAAAACAAGCAACGUUUUACUUCAGCUGGUGAUCCCAUGGGAAAUGUGGUCUAAAAAACAUGAAAGGACAACGGAACAGGAUUUUAAUUUGGAUAAAAUCUGGAAUCUUUCUUCCCCUCUGAAGCUUGCAGAUGUUGUAUCAGUAUUUUUGUGUAGCUUCCUAACGUAGCAGUCUCUUUUUUUUUUUUGUGCAAGCUUCAGAGUGGAAAAGACGUGGCUAUGCUGGCGUUAUAUAACGCGGUGUUGAGGUAAGAAGCAGUGAAAAGUUACAGACAGGAAAAUCCAAUUUAAAUUUAAGCAAACUUAAACAGGAAUUAGUUUCCUUGUAACAAGUCUUAUUUUUGCCAGGACCAAGUCUGUCUUUUAAAUGUUUAUACAUUUUUAGCCUUGAAGGGGAAAAAUGUCAUGUGACUGGUAGUCAGAUGGGAGAGCUCUUAAGUUUAUUACAUUUGAAAAGGUAAAUGCUGUAACCUUGGUUGGUGCAAAUAAGUUUAGUCUUUGUAUAAGGCUCAUUUGUCUAAGCUAGCCCAUUUGUUUGGCUGAAGAUGAAGAUUAUUCCAACACUUAUUUUUUUCUUUGAGUUCCUGAUAGUGGUUUCCACUUCACACGAGACACUGGGAAAAGAGGAGGCAGUCGUGGGCUGACCUGACUUAUAGGUUGACUUGAUUUUACUUCCUAGUUUGCUGUGAGCUUUAUUCUUUCACUAAAUUUUCUAGAUGGGCUAAUAUUAGGCUCUUUUUCUCAAAUGAGUUAAGCAUUCCCUUUCAACUCUAAUUUUUUUCUCAAGAAUUACCUCAGUUUUAUGUCUGAAUCUACUGUAGUUUUACCUGGGAGGCAUAGUGUGGAAUUUCCUGUUCUGUUUUUCUUUCCAUGGUCAUCCAUGGUUUUGUAUCCAUAGUCACCAUAUGAGUUUAAAACUCUAAACAGAGCUAAUAAUGCAACAUAUACUUUAAGUAGCUUGAUCUGCACCUGGAAAGAAACAGAGUGAGUUAUCUCAUAUUGAGCUGUCAGUCUUGCUAGUGACUUUUUGUAUGAAGCAGCAGUUUUGCACAAUAAAUCAGAGUUCUAGGGAACCAGUUUGCUCACCUGUGGCCCAUUAUUGCAUUUCUUCUUUCUGUUGACAAAAUGGGCCUAAGCAUGAUGCUCUAGACUGCAGAUGGUUUGGCUCUGUAGGCUCUUUUGUGUGUAACUUGGGUUUGAUAGUGUUGGUUCAUACCAGGAACCCAAGAUCAGGAGACUCUUCAUGCAAAAGUGAAGCCCUUCUCAAAUUUGCGAAGGAUUUGGACCAUGAGUGAAAAGGAUUAUUUUUCAGGUGGCAGGUAAAUUUCUUUGUUAAAUAUAGACUCUACUUCUUGCACAACUGAGGUAUUUUGUUUUUGUUUUUCAAGCUAAGUUGUAGUAUAAUAAAGCCAGAAAAUCAUGUUAUGUUAAAUCAGUUAAUUACUAAAGCAGAAGGCAGGGAGCUUAAGUUGUACAAACAUCUCAGGACAGGCUUGAUCAGUUGCGUAGUCCUUUCACAAGAAACAAAUAAUUAAAAAAAAAAAAAAAAAAAAACUUUAUUUUAAGUGACAUCCUGGAGAACUUUGCAGGUAAACACAGCUGGAGAGAACAUCUUUUUGUGUUAACUUUAUAGGGUUAUUGUUCAUUUGGCUAGUCAGGAAAUAGGUCACAAGCAGGAUGAUAGUCAGAUGGAGACCUUGAACAGCUACUUAAAAAAAUUUGCUGUCCAUUCUCUGAUGCUACAGGUCAGUGACCAGUGACUGGGUGUUGCAAGUUGGUUGUCUCUUGGAAGGACAAAGAGAGGAAGUGCUUGCAGCUUGUGCCUGCAGGAGAAACUUACGUAAUCGUGCAGUUUAUGUAGAAAAACUAACUAAAUGGGAGUAUUUCAUCAAGCAGUACUUUGUAUUUAUUUUUAAGCUAACAAAUUGCAGUGCUGUCAUUUUCUGAACAAUUCUGAGAUGGCAAUACCAGAUGACAGUGAAUUGGAAUUUAACAAGGAAGAGUAGGAAUAAUUUCUAUAAAUGACAUGCUUAAUAGGCAGUUAUCACUUUAAAGAAAUUAAAUAGUUCCUAGUGUUGAUUACAGAAAUUACUGGCCACUCAGCUUCACACUACAACUCAAAGAUGCUUUGAGUUUCAUAUGAAGAACUGAACGUACUCUGUUUGGUAUGACAGCAGAGAUUAUUUGACGUGAUAAGUGGUUUUAAAAACUGAAUAUAUUGCUGUAUCAAACCUAGAACUAGUCGUGUUACAAGCGUGAAGGAGCUCAUAAAGGUGUCCAUUUUGACUUUCUGAGCUAACUAAUGCCUGAACCAAGCAGAGUGGAGAAAUAUACACUAAUUAAAAAAAAAGUGUAGGAAGAGCUCAUCUGUAUGUGGCACUACAGACUAAAAUUUCAUUCCCCUGGAACACUUGAAGUAGGUUUUGAUAUGAAAAACCUACAUUUGAAAUGCUACCCAGGCAUUCAGUAGUCCUGGUUAGUGGGGAAAAAAAAAAAAAAAAAAAAAGAGAAAUUAAAAGAAGAGACAUGGAACUACUGAAGAAACUGACAACCUUCCCCAGAAGAUCACUUUAGAAAACAUGCCCUUUGCCUUCUUUAGGUGGCUGUAUUCUGGAUAAUAACUUCAUGUUUUGCAGCCUUUUCCAUGAAUGUACCUUUUCAGUUCUGAAGAACCUAUUGUGCUGCAUAGAACUCAAGGAAUUUCUUACAAGCUCCCUUUCAUUUUCAAGCAGUGUUUGAACACAUGAUUUUUUUUCUUAUCAAAUUUGACAUCUUGAGGCAAAAAACAAGGUAUGCAAUAAUACCUCCCCUACAGUGCAGCUUGUCCUGCAAACCAGACCUCUCAUCAUGAGACCUCUCUUGGGUUCCUAUGGGUUCAGUAGUAGCCUCUUUUUCUAUACCAUUUUUCUAGUAUAAAAACACAUGGGGUAGUCAGGGAUUUAAUAUAGCACUGCCAACGCUUUACCUCAGUCUGCUCUUCAUUACUUCUGUAACGCGGGAAGUGGUAGGUAGGGUGUUUCAGCAGCAGCCAUAAAACAUCUAUGCCUACCUUUGUAAACGAGCCUAUGACAGAUUUCAGGAAUCGUGAAAACCAGCAUCGCCUGGGCCAGAUUUGGGCUGGAUUAAUACCAACUCCACGCACUUCUAGAUGAGGACUGUCUAGCCUACUGAGGAGGUAAUUGGCAAGACAAUACAAAACUUAGUGCUUCUUAAUAUUGCCUGUUUUGUAAUUAGCUGGGGUGAUCUCUGUGCUGUGAAGUGGGCACUUCUUUGUUUUGACACUAAUUUAUUUACAUAGAUGGAAUUGAGUAAAGCCAGGAUGUUCGGAGCUGAAACUGCUGUUGUGCUAACCAGGUGAUGCUCUCUCUUUGCUCAUCUUGGUGCUUGGGCAAUUUAGCUUGAUUCUUAAAGCUUUUGUCUUCCUAACAGCAUUUGGAAAGCGGUAUUGAAGUUUGUGUGUGUUGAUAUGCUUGUCGUCUUACUGGGUGGGGAGUGUGGAGGUACUAGGUCGUCAGUGCAAGCGGUUCUGUGCUUGGCUUGCCCAACUGUAUCGCAGCCUAGCUCUUGGCAUAUGCCCAAAGGUCGUGUCUUCUGUCCGACGUGCAGUUAAUCGCGGUCGGAGAGGAAAAAAAAAAAAAGAGCAGCACUGACUUCCAAGGUAGGCAUUCUGGUAAAAAGCCAAAGCAUGUUGGAAGGGAGCAGGAGAGAGGAGCUAUUUCCUAAACAGAUCCCAAAAGCUGAUGGUGCUUGAAGACUGACUGUUGAAAAGAAAUGCCAUCUGCAUUGACCCCAAAAGGUUUGAGUGACUCCAGAGAGCUAUUGGCUGUGAAUUAACAGCAGCAGGCUGGCAAGGCUGUCCCUGCUGCAGCUGCACACCCUUCCGCUGUAAAUCUCUCUUCAUCUGCUCAUAACUGGGUGCUAAAAUUCAGUUUCUGCUAAAAUAUGGGAUGGAGAUCUCUGGCCAGACGGUGCGUCUUACUCCUAACAGCUACUUAACCUUUCUUCAAGAUACCAGAGCUCAAGAAGCAUUUCAGGGGAAUGGCUAGAUAAGAUACUGUUUCCGUUAUUGGAAUAAAAACUACAGUUGAUGGAGAGUAAACUUUUUGCAUAAGCAGGACCUAAGGGAGAGAUUCUUCUGAGGGAAGGAACAGAUUUUCGAAUGGCACUGCUGCUGUGCUUGUACCUCCCGUCAAUCUUUUGUGCUGAGCUUAGGUGUGGGUGGUUGGGCACAAAAGCUGGCAGAAGAAAGCAGGGAGAAGGGGGAUGUGGAAGAGGAGUGAUCUUUUUGGUAGCUCACAAGACUUGGAAAGCAUGCUCGGUGGUUAUAGGUUUGAAAAUGUUCAAACUCCCGCUCACGCUGAAGCCAUUAACAGUCUUUAGGAUAAUGAGCGUUUUUCCGAUGUACAGGUUAAGUUAUCUGGGAUGUGUAAUGAGCUUGAAUUGAUGAUCCAUGAUAAGCAGUAUUUCUGGAGACUCCACUUAACAAAAUGGCUAGUAUUUAUUGCUCUUGUGAUGAGUUGUCUUGUUUAUGGAAUCAAUAUGUAUGAAAGCAAACUGACAAAACACCAAGUUAUCUCAUGACACAAUCACGUAGCUAGGAAGCCAAUUAACAUUAUCUUUUUAUUUUGCAAUUUACUUGCUCUGUGGUGCCUAUGCAUUGUAACACGCAUACUAUGCAAUAUCUUUUUUUUGUUUAAACCAGUUCACUGCAUUGGGCAAGAAAGGCCUGAGUUUAGCCUUAAUUUUCUAACAAUCACAGGAAAGUACUUUAGAAACAGUGACAAAUUAAAGAAGGUUAAAAAAAAUGCAUAAAUUAAAAGCACAGUUCCAGACUGCUCACAUAAGUGUCUUUCUAGCACCAAAACAGCAUCCACAAUAGAAGCAGCUACUUGCUGUAAUAGUUUCAAUUUAUGAAAACUGUGUACUAGAUAAAAUUAUAUUGUGAUGUGUAAAAAGUGUAUUUUAUAGCUUUGGUGACUUAGUUUACUGUUUUGUAUAUAUGAAUUUUAUAAAUCUAUUAAAACUUGA